AAACGGAGGGAAGGAAGGCAAUGCCUCCCGCACAAGCCAACCGAUUCAGCGUCGUGUGACCUCUCUGCCGUGACAGCCCUUGGCCUAAUCAACUUCCUUGCAAACCAUGGCGGUUCUCAGAGCGAUAGCGACGUCGUUGAUAAUCGUGAUGGUGGCGGCGUUCGUGGACGCAGGCGACACGAAUGGAGUGUAUUCUCCUUGCAUGGACUCUACGGUGGAGCGAUCUGAUGGAUUCAGCUUUGGAAUUGCUUUCGCAUCGAAGGAAAAUUUCUUCUACAACAACACUGUUCAGUUGUCCCCUUGCGAUAGUAGGCUUGCCCUCUCGUCUUCCAACUCUCAGAUCUCUGUGUUCAGGCCCAAGGUCGAUGAGAUUUCACUCCUUACUGUCAAUUCCUCUUCUUUCACUGCGGACUCCUAUGGCUAUAUGGUUGCGUUUGCUGGUAGAAAAUAUGCGGCAAGGUCUCCUCCUGCUUUUGUUGCAAACAGCACGUAUACUGUAACUAGUUUUACUCUUGUCCUUGAGUUUAAAAAGGGCAGGCUGGAAAAUUUAUAUUGGAAAAGAGAUGGUUGUGCUAAAUGCUCUGGAGUUUCCGACUUUGUCUGUCUCAGGAAUCAAGAUUGUGCACUGAAGACUACCAGUUGCAUGAGCCAUGGAGGAUCCGUGGAUUGCAGCCUUGGGAUACAAACGGCGUUCUCUGGUACAGAUAAACAUCUUUCAGUUCUCAACUCCUGGUAUGAAGUAGAAAACCUUCGCCAAUAUUCACUAUAUGCGCUUUAUUCGAAUCUGAGGGAUUCCCUCACUAGCCAGUAUAACAAGUUUCUUUGAUACUCUCUAAGUGAUCUGUAUAUUUCAUUUAUGCUGUUAUGGUGCGAUUCAUGUGUUUGUUUGCACCAUCCAUUUUUGGCUUUUAUAAUUAUGCACCAAUCUAUUCGAAAUAUGGUUGUGAUAACUGAGAACCCUGGUUUGUAAAUUUGUAUAUUAAAGCAUAUUUACAUUGGUACUUGCAUUGAAGA
Prosopis cineraria is the source of this 1014-nucleotide messenger RNA. RefSeq lists its product as uncharacterized. The coding region runs from base 107 to 826 and encodes 239 amino acids. Gene Ontology annotation, cellular component: cytosol; nucleus. Lineage: Eukaryota; Viridiplantae; Streptophyta; Magnoliopsida; Fabales; Fabaceae. The transcript has 3 exons. Gene Ontology annotation, biological process: tRNA wobble uridine modification; protein histidyl modification to diphthamide. Gene Ontology annotation, molecular function: metal ion binding. The record is from RefSeq and is a predicted model, not a curated record.